Molecule: messenger RNA, 839 nt
Organism: Oncorhynchus masou masou (cherry salmon)
Lineage: Eukaryota; Metazoa; Chordata; Actinopteri; Salmoniformes; Salmonidae
Exons: 3
Cellular component (GO): nucleus; RNA N6-methyladenosine methyltransferase complex
Molecular function (GO): mRNA binding
Source: RefSeq, a predicted model, not a curated record
UGCUAGUGGACAGUGGAUCAUCAGACCAGGUGGGUCCUCAGACCAGGUGGGUCAUCAGACCAGGUGGGUCCUCAGACCAGGUGGGUCAUCAGACCACACCAUCAGACUACACCUGUUUGGACGAGACUCUACCAUCAGACCAGGUGGGUCCUCAGACCAGGUGGGUCCUCAGACCAGGUGGGUCCUCAGACCAGGUGGGUCCUCAGACCACACCAUCAGACUACACCUGUUUGGACGAGACUCUACCAUCAGACCAGGUGGGUCCUCAGACCAGGUGGGUCCUCAGACCAGGUGGGUCCUCAGACCAGGUGGGUCAUCAGACCAGGUGGGUCCUCAGACCAGGUGGGUCAUCAGACCAGGUGGGUCCUCAGACCACACCAUCAGACUACACCUGUUUGGACGAGACUACCAUCAGACCAGGUGGGUCCUCAGACCAGGUGGGUCCUCAGACCAGGUGGGUCCUCAGACCAGGUGGGUCCUCAGACCACACCAUCAGACUACACCUGUUUGGACGAGACUCUACCAUCAGACCAGGGUGGUUGACAGUGGGUCCUACUCUGACCAACAGUAACUUCAACUCAGAGUCUUACUCCUCCCACUUCUCAAUCACACAGUCUCACCUCUCAGGCUGUACGGAGGAGAUAGAGCGUCUACGACCCAAGUCUCCUCCCUCCAAGCUGAAGUCAGACCGUGGAGGGGGGUCAUCCCGUGGGGGGCGGGGGGGUCCUAACGCCGGCCGGGGGGGGGACAGGGGCCGGGAGAGGAACAGGUCCUUUAGGGGGGACAGGGGAGGGUUCAGAGGGCGGGGGGGUCCACACCGCGGGUUCCCACCUCGCUAG